Messenger RNA from Vicugna pacos (alpaca), 10594 nucleotides. NCBI's taxonomy places the organism in Eukaryota, Metazoa, Chordata, Mammalia, Artiodactyla, Camelidae. The record is from RefSeq and is a predicted model, not a curated record.
UCAACAGAUUUUAUAAAUUAAAGAAAUAGUUACUAUAUAAACCAGGAGUUAUGAAACUAUAGCUCGCCUGCCUCUUGUUUUUGUAAAUAAAGUUUUAUUGGAGCAUAGCCCUGCUCAUUUGUUUAUGUAGCUUUCCUGCUACAGCAGCAAACUUGAGUAGUUGCUGUUUGACCGUUUACAGGAAAAUAUUAAUAAUCGUAAUGUAAGUAGUCACAUGAGAGUAUGGGUCAGACCAAAUGUAAUUAAGCACUGAAGAACUACAAAGCAAUGUGAGUACUAUAAGAUGUGGCUACUUGGGAAAGGCUUAUGUAGAGAAGAGUAUGUGCUAUGAAGUAAUUUCAUCUUUGAAUAGUAGUAACAUACAGUGGAGGACAUUUUAUUUGGGAGAGAACAGCAUAAAUAAAAUCCUUUAGGAGUGAGCAGAUUUUUGAGCACAGGGAGCCAUUUUGAAAAUGAAUUUAGCCAGAUUGGAAUUAGACAACAGUGAAAAUGAAGCUGAGUAUGUGAGAUUGUUGUUGGAGGACUUAAAAGCUGAGAAUCAGAAUUUGCGUUUACUCUGACAGGCUAUUGAGAACCCAUUAUGAAUUCUUUACAUGGAAAUGUUGCACUGGAAAUAGCAUUCUAGGACAGUUAAUCUGACAGGAGUGUAUGGGAUGAAUUCAAGCAUGGAGAACCGCAAGCCUACGCAGUUACUGAAUGGAGCCUGGCACGAGGAGCUAAGAUGAUGAGUAGAGAAAUGGAGAGGAAAGGUAGAUUCUGAGCUGCUGGAAGGAGGAAAGCUGACUUUGUGACUGACUGGAUUGGUGAAGAAUAUUGAGAGAGGCGAACUGGGAAAAGAUGCACUGAAAUGGGAACACUUUUUAUGAGAGAAAACACACAUUUUGUUUUUAACAUCUCCAUUUUCUGGUGUUUUAGAGCCUUAUGAGAGAGAGUAGGGAAGUGUUUGGAGAUGGGACUAGAUGAAGGCUCCAGGAGAGUUUCAACAAAAGAAGCACAAGGCAGGAGGCCUGGGAGCACGUUUAGGAAGGAAGAUGGCACACAAGAAGUAAAGUGGACAGAGGAAUAGCAGGAGUCAGCAGAGCAGUGUUUGCCUGUGUGUAUCCCAGGGAAGGCUGGUUGUAUAGACUGUUAACAGGAAUUUUUAGAAAAAACGGUGCUGUGACCAGAUAAUUUGGUAAAUUCUUGGUUAAGCAAAGUUAAUCAGACUUCUUGUUUUAGAACCUCUCAGAUUCUUCAGUAAUACACACUGUUAUCUGUUAUCACCAACUAAAAUCAGUCUCUUCAAUUGCAGAUUUACGUAUCCAACUUUCUACCUGUAAUCUCCUCUUAGAUAUCUAUUAGGCAUCUAAACUUAACUGUCCAAAGUGGAAUUCCUGGUCUUCCCUCACAAAACUUGUUUCCCUAUCUCAGUUGAUGACAACUCUGUCUUUUUGUUUUAGUAAAAAGUGCCAUGGUAAGUAAUAUGUAAAUUGUUUUGUUUAAUGUGUAAAAUGCCCAAAAGAAUUGAGAUUAAGAAUAAAGUUGCUCUGGGAGAGAGUAUAGCUCAGUGCUAGAGUGCAUGCCUAGCAUGCAUGAGGUCCUGGGUUCAAUCCCUAGUACCUCCGUUAAAAAAUAAAUAAACCAAAUUACCUGCCCCCCAGUAAAAUAAAAAAUAAAAAUAAAUUUAAAAGAAGAAUAUAGUUGCUCAGAUCAAAAACCUUGGAGUUAUCCUUGACCCUUUCUUCUAUACUCUCAUCCAAUCCUUUAGCUACCACACUGGCUCUACCUUUGAAGAUACCUAGCAUCUGACCACUUCUCACCUCAAGAUUUGCUCUAAUGGGAAAAACUAAGACCUGCUGGGCAUUUUUAGUUUAUUUAUCAGUCAUGGAAGUUGAGAGCUGAAGUGGUUAACAGUGAAGGAAUCUGCAUACAUACAUGUAAGAGAAACAAAAAUGUCAGAUGAUAUCAGGAAAAGGUUUGAAUUUCCAAAUUCUCUUAUCCAAUCACAGGCCGUGGGUCAUCUUAUUGCUGCAGUUCUAAAGGAAAAUGUUUUUUCAGAAAAGAUCCACCAGUCCACAAACCAGACUCCUGCUCUGAACUUGCUGUGGGAGAAGUGUUGCAGCGAUAACGUUGUGGUUCGAACAGCCUGCUGUGAGGGUCUGGUGGCCCUCGUCACUCAGGAGCAUGCGGAGUUCAGCUAUGUUCUCAAUGGGAUACUCAACCUGAUUCCGUCUACCCGGAAUACACAUGGCUUGAUAAAAGCCAUUAUGAAAUUAUUACAAAUGCAAGCUUUUAAGGAAGGACACGGUGGGGAGAAGAAUAUUCAGGACAUAUAUAACAUUAGAAACCAUCCUCAGCCUUUGAUCACUGUGCUUGAACACAGACCUGAUUGCUGGCCAGUACUUUUGCAGCAGCUGACAGCUUUUCUCCAGCAAUGCCCUGAAAGGUCAGAAGUUUCAUGUAUCCAAAUAAUGGCACCGUUUCUGUGGUAUCUGUAUUGUGAACCAUCCCAGUUACAAGAAUAUUCUAAACUCCGACUAGCUCUGCUCAAAGUCUUACUUCAACCCCGGGCUCUUUGUGACAAAGAACAACCAUCAGUAUUGGAACAACAGAUACUUCAACUGUGUUGCGACAUGGUUCCAUGUUUGCAGAUAAAAGAUUUGAUACAGACAACAGAAGUGAUGCUGUUUAUCGAAGAAGUAUAUUUAAGUCUUUUGCGUCAUCCCAUUUUCUGGAAAAUUCAGCUUACCCAGCUGACACUUCAGCUGCUGUGUGUCUGUGAAGUCAGCUUAAACAUAACUGGGGAAUGCUCAUCUUUAAUUCACCUUUUAGAGCACAGUGUUGAACUUCUGAAGGAGGAUUUUCCUGUUGUCCCAGUCAUAAUUGGAAUAGCUUUACUACUUCUCCAGACUCCGGCAAGUCAGCAGAAGCCAAUCUUAAGUCUAGCUUUGAAGCUCCUCUCAUUUGCUGAGGGUCAGAAAAUCCCAAAGUCAUCCUUGCUGCUAGUGAUGCCCGUUCUGCAAAUAUUAUCUUCUACUGCCUUGGAAGACUGUAUAUCCACGGAUGCAGAAGGACCCUCCAGGCAGCAGUUGGCUCUAAACCUUUUAGAAAUGGUACAGCAGGAGUGCUACAGAGAUGACCACCAGAAGCUCUCCUACAAGCUUGUGUUCCCCGUAACCAGCAUGUAUGGUUCAAUAUUUACAGCCUGGAGGAUCCUUGAAGUAAUGAGAGAAGAGUCUGCGGCAAGUGACUGGUUGGCUUCCGUCGAGUCAUUGCUCCCUAUUACCACAGUGAUCCCUGUGCACGUCUUUCUCCUGCUGGCUUACCUCCUUGUUGAAAACAAAGGACGAAAUCUUCGCCAAAUCCUGAAGGUCAUUACAGAAUUAGCCCAAGCCGACUCUUCUCAGGUACCAAGUCUGAUUCCAGUUUUGAUGUUCAAACUGGGAAGACCACUGGAACCUGCGUUAUACAAUGAUAUCUUAUAUACUUUACCUACACUUGGUGUUCACAAGGUAUGCAUAGGACAAAUUCUACGAGUAAUCCAACUUCUUGGAACCACCCCACAACUGAAAGCUGUCACUUUGCGCUUGUUGACAUCUUUGUGGGAAAAGCAGGAUCGUGUCUAUCCUGAACUGCAGCGUUUCAUGGCCGUGUCCGAUAUGCCCGCUCUGUCUGUGGGCAAGGAGGUCCAGUGGGAGAAACUGAUUGCCAAAGCAGCAUCGAUCAGAGAUAUAUGUAAGCAAAGGCCCUAUCAGCAUGGUGCAGAUAUGUUGGCAGCUAUUUCCCAGGUGCUAAAUGAAUGCACCAAGCCUGAUCAAGCUACUCCAGCUGCCUUGGUGUUACAAGGUCUUCAUGCCCUCUGCCAAGCUGAGGUGGUUUGUAUUCGCUCCACUUGGAAUGCUCUCUCCCCAAAGCUGAGUUGUGACACGAGACCCCUCAUUUUGAAGACCCUCAGUGAACUGUUUUCUCUGGUUCCUUCCUUAACAGUCAAUACAGUUGAAUAUGAGAAUUUUAAAGUUCAAGUCCUCAGCUUCCUCUGGAACCACACUCAAAACAAGGACCCAGUUGUAGCAAACGCUGCUUAUAAAUCUCUGUCACACUUUAGUGCCGGAGAGCACACCAUCCUUCAUCUGCCUGAACAGGUAAGACCAGAAAUCCAGGUUCCUGAUGAGCUGGAUGAAGAUGAAGAUGAGGAGGGAGAUGAAAAGGAUGUGGAUCUUUCAGUGCCUGGCUCGUGCUAUCUCAACCUGUUGUCACUCACUGCUCCUCUGGUUUUACCAGCUUUGGAAGAAUUUUUUACAUCUCUUGUGAAGCAAGAAAUGGUGAAUAUGCCCCGUGGCGUGUAUCACUCUGCAUUAAAAGGAGGUGCCCGCGUAGACCAAGGAAAGACUGUAGCAGGAAUCCCCAAUUUUAUGUUAAAAAUGUAUGAAACAAACAAGCAACCAGGUUUGAAACCUGGCCUUGCAGGUGGUAUGUUAUUUUGCUAUGAUAUUUCAACGUAUCAGAGUAAAGAUGGCAAACCAUUGAAUCGACUGAUGGCCAGUAGAGGGCGAAGUUUCAAGCAGACCUCGCUGGCUCUAGUGCAUGAGGUUCACAUCCAGCUUUCUGAGUGGCACCGUGCAAUUUUUCUCCCACAGGCCUGGCUUGCCUAUAUGAACCGUGCCUAUCACGCCGUUUUACAGGGACGAAUAGCAGAGCUGGAGCUGCAAUUAAAACACGGAAAAGAAGGACCUGAGGAGGUGCAAUACAAAAAAAGCACAGCCUGGCUCUGGGUUCGAGACAUGUUGACUGAUGAGGUCACCAAAGCAGCUGCAAAAGACAGCCCAGUGGUCAAAGGCAACGCGCUGUUAGCCUUAAGCGGCCUUGCUGUUGUUGUAUCCAAACAUGAAGCCAGCCUCUCCUCGGACUCUGAGGGGGUCCUGGAGGUUCAACCUAAUUUCCUUUCAAUGGAAGAGUGGAUUUCUAUGGUGUUUGAUACUCUUCUGGUCAUUGUAGAUAGCCAUUACCAACCCAGAGGACGACUUUUCUCCUGGUUCUAUUAUAAAUCCUAUUCCGGUGAAAGCACAGCUAGUGCCAUUGCCCGUUCCACAGCCGCCACGGCUUUGUCUCUCCUUGUGCCAGUUUUCAUUAUCUCUUGCAAAGAGAAGGUUGAGGAAAUCCUGAACAUGCUGACUGCCAGGUUACCUGGGAAACCAAGUGCUGAUGAGUCUCAAGCCGUGCAGAUCCACAUGGGCCUCGCUUUGGGGAUGUUUCUCUCUCGCUUGUGUGAGGAGAAACUCAGUGAUGUAUCUGGUCAACAGAUGAACCUUCUGGUGAUGAAGUCUUUGGAUGCCCUAGAAAAUUGCUGCUUUGACACUAGUCUUGAAUACAACACGGGCUGUAUAUUGGGAGUUGGACUUGUCCUGUCCCUCAUGAGCCACAGCAGCCAAACGGAGUCACGGGUUCACGUCGCAGCCUCGCUUCGGAAGCUCUCUGCGUACCUAGAUGACAGUGGGAGCCAAAGCAGGACGUUUCAGGAGGUCCUUGCCUAUACCCUGAGCUGUGUGUGUACAUCAGCAUUCAGUGCCGGGAUCAUCGAGGCUGCGGAGGCUGAAGAUAUUAUGAACAAGCUUCGACUAUUAGUGGAGAACAACCAGCAGACUUCAGGUUUUGCCCUGGCGUUAGGAAACAUCGUUCAUGGUUUGUCUGUGUGUGGACAUGGAAAAGCUGAAGACUUGGGCAACAGACUGCUCCCUGCUUGGAUCAGAAUUGUCCUAGCCCAGGGCUCUCCCACAAUGCUUUGUUUGGCAGCUCUUCAUGGCAUGGUGGCCUUGGUAGGCUCUGAAGGGGAGAUAAUGCAGCUGAAAUCAGAAGCCAUCCAGUCCUCUCAUUUUCAAGGCAGACUUAACGAAGUCAUCCGAACUUUAACUCAGGUCAUCAGUGUGUCUGGGGUGAUUGGUCUUCAGUCAAAUGCAGUUUGGCUUCUAGGACAUCUUCACCUGUCUACACUGUCCUCAAAUCAAAGUAGAACCUCGGUUCCAACUGACUACAGCUAUUUGCCUGAAAGCAGUUUUAUUAGAGCAGCCAUUGGCUUCUUCAUUACAGGAGGGAAAAAAGGUCCUGAAUCUCUGCCUCCUUCUCUUCUCAAAGUCGUGAUGAAACCCAUAGCAACUGUUGGAGAAAGCUACCAGUAUCCUCCUGUGAACUGGGCCUCACUCCUCUCUCCACUUAUGAGACUAAACUUUGGUGAAGAGAUACAGCAGCUGUGUCUUGAAAUUAUGGUGACCCAGGCACAGUCAUCCCAGAACGCAGCUGCACUGUUGGGAAUGUGGGUGAUACCACCGCUGAUGGACGGUCUGAGUCUGAAUAUCAAGAAGUAUCUCCUGGCAUCUGUGCCUCUGUGGAUAAAACAUGUCUCUGAUGAACAAAUCAUGGGUUUUGUUGAAAGCUUAAUGGUGGCAGUUUUUAAAGCAGCCUCCCCACUUUCCAGUCCUGAGUUACGCCCCAGUGCCUUACAGGGUCUGAGCCAGGCCAUGAAACUGCCCAGCCCUACCCACCACCUCUGGAGUCUACUCAGCGAAGCUACUGGGAAAAUUUUUGACCUUCUGCCAAAUAAGAUUCGGAGAAACGAUCUAGAGCUGUAUAUCACUGUAGCAAAGUGCCUCUCGGAAAUGACGGACGAUGAAGCCAGUCGGGUUGCCCAGAUUACGAAGAGUAGCGUAGAAAAGGGUGCCUUUGUCAGACUGUACUUGGUCUCUCAAGGACGAUUCCCCUUGAUGGGGUUGACCGAUGUGCUCAGCGUUGCUGUUCAGCACCGUGAAAAAGACACACUGGCCUGGAUGAUGCUGCACUGUUUAUACCAGGCACGGAUUGUGAGCCACACCAACACAGGUGUGUUGAAGAGAAUGGAGUGGCUCUUGGAGCUGAUGGGUUAUAUUAGGAGUGUUGCUUACCGAUCAGCAUCUGUUCAGAACGUGGCUCUUGAUGAGGCUUUGGAUUUCUUGUUGCUGGUAUUCACAGCUGCAGUGGUUGCCUGGGCAGACCACGCUGCCCCUCUCCUUCUUGGCCUCAGUGCCAGCUGGUUGCCAUGGCAUGGAGCACAUGGCCCGGCAGGGCCAGCAUCAGGCUUCCUUGGCAGGAGCCCACUGCACAAGGUCACUCUGCAGGAGACUCUCACUCUCCUUCCCAGUAGCAUGCUGCUGCUUCUGCAGAAAGAGCCAUGGAAGGAACAGACCCAGAAGUUCAUUGACUGGCUAUUCAGUAUCAUGGAAAGCCCUAAAGAAGGCCUCUCAACAAAAUCCAGGGAUCUUUUAAAAGCCACCCUGCUGUCGCUGAGAAUUCUCCCAGAGUUUAAGAAGAAAGCCAUAUGGACCAGAGCGUACAGUUGGUGAACAGUUUGGCGGUAGCUGGCAGCAUUCUCAGCUGGAUGAGGAAAACCAUACAGACAGAAGGAAUAUUUCAGAAUUCAUGUCUGGGAUUACUGAGACAUGAUGCAGACAGCUGACGGUACUAAAAGGGUGGCCACAUAACAGACACCUUGAACCAGGCAUGCCAGGAGUGGGGCUGUUGCUUCGGUACCUGGGCCAGUUGGAGAUUGAGAUAAGAACUUGAAUUUUCUUUUAUUUGGCUAGAGUUCAAUCUGAAGAUUUUCUUUGUGAAAAUUUGACUAUAUCAUCUCCUCCCCUCUAAAUUCUAGUAAAAUAAUCUUGUGCAUUUUGUGCAUGUGACUUUUAUUUGUUUUAAGGCAUGGGUAAGGUUUUGCUAGCAAAACCAAACUAUAGUGAUGACAGUCGAAACUGCUCUGUUUCCCAGGAAGUCUCUAAAGGAUAUUGAUUGACUCAGUGAGUUAGUGUUUUAGCAAUAAUAAGAAAACAUGUCUCUCGUGGAACUGCUAUACACAUUGAAAUAAUAAGCAUGGUGUUAAACAUUGACUAAGUCAGACUCAUUAGUGGUGGCCGUAAUUUUCUUUUGCUUGGAUCUCUUGAAUGCAAGUGAAAGUUAUCCAAUUCAAAAGAUAUCUUUGCUCAUAGGUAUGGCAGAAGCAACAUGGGGUGGAGUCUGGUUCAGCACUGGUCACGUGAGUCCCUGGAGGGUGGUGACUAACGAUCCAGGCCUGGGUCGUAUGUCCAUCCACCUGAACUGGGCUCCCCCUAGAAGAAAGAUGGUGCGAUGCUAGACAAGCAAAAAAUGGCAGAUAUCUCCUGAAAAUAUCAAUCUUUUUUUUUUAUAAGUACAAAUCUCUGUCUUAAUCAAGGAGACUACUGACCUAAUGCCAAGUAAAUGAAGGAAUGAGGCAGUAUCCUCAAGGGUUGCAUUUUACUCAGGGGCUUGGAAUCAGCUAGGAAUUUAAUUUGCUCUGAUUGCUAAUAAUUGCUCCCUCAUACAGGCAGUAAUCAGGGCUGUCUUUAGCCAAUCACACAAACAUACUGAUGCAUAUACAUAUAUGGGAUUACUAGGGAGAAAAUGUGUGCCACUGGAAUAAUACACCUUUGUAUCUGUCAUGCCUGGUACCUUACAAGCACCAUGGAACUUUCAGUAUUUCCUAGUGACAUGUACCCUCAUUUUGUCACCAAGUGUACUUACUACUUAGGUUAAAAUAGCUCUACUAAUUUUAUUUUCCAAAUAUAUGAAUUUAUGAUUCCAGGUUUCAAUUAUUUGUGGUUCACUGUGUAAUUCACACUCUGUUUCCAGGUCGCAGCUCUUUCUUUUGCUGAACUCCAUAGGGUGCCAAGAUGCUUACAGAAAAGGGGGAAGGAAAGGCGAGCUCUCAGGUAGUACUUAACUGCAUCACCAGUAUUUCAUCUCUCUUACUUCCUUAGAGGCUAGGCUGGAAGGAAAUGAGUUUGAAGGAAGCAGAAAGAUAGAAAAUUUAUGUGAAAAGCCAGAUUCCCUCUCCUUCCUACCCACCUAGGCUUUCUCAUACUUCCUACCAAUCAGAGGUUGAAAUCCUUCUAACAUUUAUUGUUAGGUGCUAGACCGUAAGUGAUGAGUUUCACUUCUAUUACCUUAUUUAACCCUUGCAACAAUACUGUGAAGAUGAAUUAUUUUCUAUUUUAAAAUGGAGAAAACACAUCUAAUAAGUGGCAAAGCUACUAUACCUGGAACCAAGGUCCUAGAAUCCCAGAUUCAGUGCGCUUUCUACUGCAUCAGUCUUCCAAACCUAGACUGCCUUUUUCAAUUCGGCCCAAUUUCUCGUCAUUCAAACUUUGUCCUUGCUCCUGCCCUGACAAGAAAACAAGGGCACAAAAGGCAGGAAAUAAGAUCUAUCUGUAUCCUCUCUGCCCUAACUCCCUCUUUUUGUUUUAAGCAGUCUUGUGUUUAAGAUUCGUAGGGUUUUCCUUUUCAUAGGAAGCUCUACAGUGUCUAAAACGUCAGAUUCUAAUUUUGAAAUUCUGAAGGUUCUAAACUCUCAUUAUUUUAAGAUAUAGGUCACUGGAAUAAUAACACCCUUCAUCCUGGUUACCUGUCUGAUAUCAGGUAAGAAUUAAGGUAUUCCUGGGGAAGGGGGUGCAGGGUACAGCUCAAUAGCAGAGCGCAUGCUUAGGAUGCACAAGGUCCUGGGUUCAAUCCCCAGUACCUCCAUUAAAAAAAAAAAAAUGAAGGUAUUCCCUUAGGAUAUUUCAGUUUAUUUUCCAGAAACCAUAAGUUUCUGCUUUUGGGGACCAGACAUUCCAAACUAUAUACAAAAGGAAAUGUUUCCUUACAAGUCAUCUUCUGUUAGUUUUUGAAAUCACAAGUUGCCAAGACAAAUAGCAUGCUGGGGUGUACUAACAAAUCAAUUUCUGGGAUUAAGGCCAUGUUAUAUGUCUCAGAAGUAUCCAAACACUCUGACUCUUGAUUUGAAAAGUGUACAUUUGGAACAGAUGUUGGGAUCCAUGCAAGUGCCUCAAAUCUUUGUGUUUUAUUUGUAAUGUAAUGGUUCCAUGGUAACUAAUACGAUGUUAAUAAACUUUGUUUUUGAAGUUAAUUGCUACAGGCUAACUUCUCCAAAAUAAUUAUAACCAAAGAUAAUGAUAUUACAAUUAUGUAUAAGAAGUAAGACUUUGUUAAGAACUCAACUACUAUCUUGAAAUAUCUUAGUCACUUUGAAAGUGAGCAGUAGUUUUAAAUUUGUGGUAAACAUUUUAGCAAAUUGCUGUUUUAGAAAUCUGAUCAUUUGGUUAAGUGCAUAGGGCUCCAUUAAAACCAGGAUUGGAGGCUAAGUCUCUAGGUCUCUGACCCCAACCAGCCUAUUCAUAGCUGCUGGCAUUUCAAGUGGAACCAGGGGACAGAAUUUGUCUGGACCACUUUACAUCCUUCACUACUUUAUGGAAAAUGCCUCACAGUAUCAUCUUCAUGUAUAAAUGUGUAUCAUCUUUGCUCUGGUGCUGGAUUAGAUAAUAUGCUUUUAUAUUUUCUGGAAGGAAAUGCUUUAUUCUAGUCCUGGAAACUAAAAUCUCAUCUUUUUAAAUGUAUGAUACAUAAAGUAUUUAUGAAGUUGUGAGUAUGCAUGUAAUCUGUUAAUCUUCAUAAACCAAAAUUCUUUGAAAUUGCCAUUAAGAAAGAUCUGAUCUUGUCAGACACAGAGAACUUCUGAAACAACUUCCAGACAAAUUAUUAGAUAUGACACGGAAUAAAAGUGACAGUGAUGACUCCC